AUGAAUAGGUUUACGGUGUGCCGCGAUAUGUUCGUAAAAACCCUAGGAAUAUCCACUAAACGCGUAAAUACAACAGUUAAAAAAUCAAGAGUAUUAGACUUAAAAAAUAACCGCGACAGAAAAAGGAUAUUGACAGAACGUGAAUUGGAGGAUAUUUUGGCAGAUAGCGAUUUUUUCCUCAGUGACGAUAGCGAUAAUGAUUGCAGUGAGAAAGAGAAUGUUUCUGAAAACCUUUCAGAUGUUUUUCAUGAAAACGAAAAUAAUGCCCAAAAUGAUUUAGAAAAUGAUUCAGAUUCGGAGUGGGAUUCAGACGAUGAUACUCCUUUACUGCAGCGUUGGGAGAAACUCCAGGAAACGGAACAAUUAGAUGAUGUUAAGAAUACUUGGAGUGAAAAAAUUUUUGAAACUCAAGAUUUCGACGUCGCUGAUCCAUGGAUAGCUAAUGAAGAUCACGAAUUCUGGACACCAUUGGAUUAUUUUUCUGAGUAUUUUCCUGAGCAUUUUUGGGAAAACUUGUCUUCAGCAAAUUCCGAUGUUGAACAUGAACCUGUGUUGUUGAAUCAAAACAUGGAAAAUCUUGGGGAAAUUCAAGAACCGGACGAAACUGAAGUAAGAAAGGGAAGAAAGAAAAUGAAACAAGAGGCUUCAUGGGGGAAAUACGUCAGAAAGAGAUGUAGAGCUUCAGGAGAGAAAUACACUAGUAUAAAAGGGAAAGUUAUGGCCGCUAAAACGUUUUUUUACAUUGAAUGUAAUUGUCGUCUAAAAUGCAGUACUGGAGUGCCAGAGAAUGUCCAGAGAGAGGUACAUGACAGAUUUUACAAACUACAGGAUUGGAACGCUCAAACUAGCUGGUUGUGCGGUACAGUUAGAACUAAAGCACCUAAACGUCCCCGAAAAAAAAUACACCCAGAAUCUAGCCACUAUGGAGAAAGAACCUCAAAGCGCCAAUAUUUUGCACCCUCUUUAAACAUUUCCAAAAUGUACGAACUGUUUAAAUGUAAAUUAAUUAUUGAAGUAAAACCAGUUCUUAAAAAAAGUAUCUAUGAAAAAAUCUUUAGAACCGAAUUUAAUAUUCAUUUCUAUAUACCUAAAAAAGAUACUUGCAAAUUUUGCGAUGCAUUUCAAAUAAGUUUAAAUGCCGAAAGUAAUAAAGAAAAAUCAGAACAAGUAAAAAUAGAAAGGGACCAGCAUAUUGCUCUGGCUCAAAAAGCUAGUAAACUUCUGAAAGAUUACAAAAACGAGUGUGUGAAGCCGGACAGUACAGGUGUAUUAAUUACAUUUGAUUUGGAAAGAACACUUCCCUUACCUCACAUAAAUACCGGUGAGGUGUAUUACUUAAGGCAGAUGCAUAUGUUAAACUUAGGAAUUCAUACUUAUGAAAGUGGUGGAGAAAACGUUUUUAUGAACAUGUGGUAUGAGACCAAAGGGGCUAGAGGUUCUCAAAAAGUGAUAAGUUGUUUAUAUCACUAUUUUAAAAAUGACAUUCUUCCUCAUGCUACAAAACUUGUUCUCUUUAGUGACUGUUGUGGGGGACAAAAUCGGAACUGGAAUUUGUUACAUUUUCUUAUGUACAUGGUUAACGUUUUACCGAACAUUCAAGAUAUCUAUGUAAAUUAUCUGGUUACCGGUCACACAUAUUUACCAAACGAUGGCGAUUUUUCAUUUAUUAGUAGGGCACAGAAUUUAACCCCAGUGUACACUCCUGAAGCAUGGAUGGAAUUAAUUUAA
This is a messenger RNA of Diabrotica balteata, 1728 nucleotides long. The record is from the annotation of a GenBank genome assembly. Lineage: Eukaryota; Metazoa; Arthropoda; Insecta; Coleoptera; Chrysomelidae.